AUGAGAAAUUCAAAUGCUGAUUAAAAUGUAGGAUAUUCAGAGUAUUUAAGUUGUCGCUUAUAGAAAAAUAAUCAAUCUGUAAUUAAAUGUGGAGAUUUGGGUAUAGAUAAAUAAUUAAAGGGAGCAGGAUUUAAGACAAGUGGAGAGAAUAUGAUAGAACUAAGAUUGUGCUUGAAAGAUUAGAUUUUAGAAGUGUUAGAUUAUCCUAAUUAUGAGUAUAAGCUAGGAUUACAGGAUAAAUAUAAAGAGAAGCUUACAUAAUUUGAUGAUCUAAGAUUUUAUCUUGGUACUUAUUUUUAAGGAAGCAAAUUAAUUUUAAUGGAUGUAAAAAUAGUGAAUGAGUUUGUAUAUUGA
Molecule: messenger RNA, 354 nt
Organism: Tetrahymena thermophila SB210
Lineage: Eukaryota; Ciliophora; Oligohymenophorea; Hymenostomatida; Tetrahymenidae
Product: zinc carboxypeptidase family protein
Exons: 1
Source: RefSeq, a predicted model, not a curated record